ACAUACCCGAAUCUCAUUCCUCUCCUCGAAACCCCUGAGUACAUAAGAUAACAGAAGGGCCCCCAAUAUGAUCGUCAACAAUCCUGACGCCCCUGAACACAUGAAGGCUUUCUCUCCUGUCUCCGAAAAGUCGUCGCAGCAGGAUGCUGAACGAGCACUCCCUCCACCACCGCCUUAUUCCCCACAUGCUGGCCCGAGUCGUGUCCCGCAGCCCGCGCCGAAUGUGCCUGCGAUCCCUUCGGGACCAACAUCAGUCUUCCAACCCCUGACCACCCAGACUGUCAAUCACACCGAGUUGUUCUCCAAGCACGAUGCCAUCGCAGGAACAUUCGUCGUGGAUCCCGCGCUACCAUCGCCUAUGGCGAACCUGUCGAGGAACCUGCGCAGGAAGCCCGACUCGGUGUGGGGCAAGACUAGAGGCAGGAAAAACAAGCGUCAGCACGAGGUGAAUGCAUCAUUCCAGACGCGCCACGGACGCAUCAACCUCGACCUCGCCAUUUCCUCGAAGGAGGCCGGCCAGGCGACUCCCUUCCCGGGGGACAAGCUGCCGACCCGAGUGUACGUCUCGACCCAUCAUGGGCGUGUCAGCGUCAACGUGCACGAGGUUCAGCCGAGCCGCUCGCUCGACCUCCAAGUCGAGUCGCGCCACGGGCGCAUCAACCUCCUCUUGCCCCCCACGUUCGACGGCCCGCUCGUCGUGCAGGCGCGCUCCCUUGGCGCCGUCCAGUUCCUUCCGCACUUCGCCGCACGCGCGCGCACAGUCCGCGGGAAGGACCGCGAGACCGUCGUCCUCGUUUCCUCGCCCUUCUCCUCCCAAUCUGCUCUCGCCAUCGAGGCGAAGCAGCUUGGCGAGCUCGCGGGCCCUGGUUCGGAUAGGUGCCUAGUAAGGACACGCCACGGGAAAAUCACGAUCGGGAUCAGCGGGCUCGACAAGAUCGAGGAGCCGCUCGAGGGUUCGAACUUGUUCGAGAAGGUCGGCCGGUUCUUCGAGACGCAGGGGCGGGCGUUCGGACAGUAUAUGGAGACCCAGGCGCGGUUGAUUGAGAAGAGGGCACAGGAGUGGGCGGGGAACGUGAACACCGGGAACGAGUAUCACGAUGGGAAGGGCCCGGAGGUACCGGGAAGGUUCCCGUAUGAGCGGUACGAGAGUGCGAGCCAGGCAGGUGGAAGGAGCGCCGCGGCGGGGAAGCAAUAAGUCCGCCUGAAAUUGGGGAGGGCCUCAUGCGUUGACAUGCAUAUCAGAUUACGCGUGUGCUGUGCUGUAUGUAUGUGCACAGCUCAAUGAUUUCGCUCGGCAUCUUUUCCGAAUUGUGGUAGCACGUUAUGGUUGUUUCUGUUGUGCGAUACAAUACUGAUAUCUCUUCAAUCGAUGCAGGAUAAACCACUCAAGCAAAAUGGGUCAAUAUGAGGCAAGGAGUGUCGGAAGUCAACAUCACAGGGAGAGUCUUCGGAAGCCAAGUAACUCAUGAUCGCGCACUCUGUAGGCGUUUCCACUGGGCCUCGUAUGAUGACGGACCUUUCCCUGAAUUCCUUGCAUGAGCAGCCUCGACCGCUGGCCCAUCAUCCUUCCGCUUACGCUUCCCCAGGUCGCGAUCACUUCCGCCUGAAGGGGCGGAGAAUGGUUUGGGUUCAGGAAGCGUCUUAGUGGCGACAACGGGAACGUGUGUAUACCGGACCGAUAAUUCUCGCAUGCCAUCGCGGGUCCAGCUCGUCAACAUGGCCAGUGCAGGCGCGUAGAAGAAGACAGAUAAGAGAAGUUCUUCUGGUCCUCUCAGGCCGAAUUGAUCUGGAUGCUUGUCGUUGGAGUGAUUCUUGAGCCUGCGGAGUACGGACGCUAGGUAAGCACCGUCUGACAGGAAUCCGUCGGUGAUGUCACAGGCAUCAACUCUCGGAUCAGUGGAUGCUUAGGGAGGGACGAUGAGUAGCGUACAACGAGGUGCACGGAUCUCGUUGUAGUCUCUACGAACGAUUGCUUGGGUAGAGACGUUGGAAGAAUAUGAGUGAGCACUUGGAGCUGUUACCGGUGCUUGUGGCUGCGAUUGCGGCACAUACCGGGAUUGCCUGCAGUGUAUCAGAGUCCGUUGCCGAGGCAUGAACUUACCUCAUCUGGCUUGGCCGCCGCCCACGUCGCCGGAGAUGCUGAAGGUAGAACUCAAUUUGAUACCACAGCCUAUUCUGCAGAGGGUAAAGCAUGAUCUUGGGAUGGGCGACAAGGAUAUAUCUACGAUGACAAUGGAGAAGCAAGCACUUGUGGCGCAGUUCCGUCGAGGGAGCAACAUGAAACCGUCAAAUGUUCCGGGUCAGAACAAUAUCCCACCGGACCAGCUAGGACCUGCCUCGAUAAAGCCCCUGAUGAAUCUGCGGACAGUCUGGUGGAAUGGUGAUUCUCGCGAUGCAUCAGGAAUUUUCGCAUGUCCCGCAAAGUCGAUCGUAGACUGACCAGUUGGUCCUGCAGUACCUACAAGCCAUGAAUAGUGAUAGCAUCUACGGGACUCUAAAUCCAAUGGUGCAAGUCAAGCUGAUGGGAAUGAUGCCUCAGGCCCUCAAAA
This is a messenger RNA of Dichomitus squalens LYAD-421 SS1, 2549 nucleotides long. RefSeq lists its product as uncharacterized. The coding region runs from base 68 to 1195 and encodes 375 amino acids. NCBI's taxonomy places the organism in Eukaryota, Fungi, Basidiomycota, Agaricomycetes, Polyporales, Polyporaceae. The transcript has 7 exons. The record is from RefSeq and is a predicted model, not a curated record.